This is a messenger RNA of Nymphaea colorata (pocket water lily), 1963 nucleotides long. RefSeq lists its product as uncharacterized. Bases 224 to 490 code for a protein of 88 amino acids. NCBI's taxonomy places the organism in Eukaryota, Viridiplantae, Streptophyta, Magnoliopsida, Nymphaeales, Nymphaeaceae. The transcript has 3 exons. The record is from RefSeq and is a predicted model, not a curated record.
CGUCUUGAUUGCUGGACUUAGCCGCAACGUGGCCUGUGUGAGAAUGUUAGGAUAAAGUUGAUUGAUUCAACCGAAGAUUAGAUAACGGAUGAAAGGCACCCGAGUCGUUUUUGCGACAGAUCCGAUUCGAUCUGGGAGCCUGUUUGGUGGUAGAACCAUGAGCCUGAGAAGCAGCCAUCAGGCGGGAGGUGGGUAGCCGGAAAAGAAGUCGGGAAGCGCGGAGAUGGUGAAGGGGAGCUUCGUCCUCCUCAGAGAUGCCGGAGUUGCGAAGAAGCUCGCCGAGAUCUUAGUUUGUCCUCUUUCCAAACAGCCACUGAGAGUAUGCCAGAAAACAAAUUCUCUGAUAUCGGAUGCCCUAGGCGUCUCCUACCCCGUAGUUGAUGGAAUACCCUGUUUGGUGCCGAAGGAUGGGAAGCUGCUUGAUGCUGAUAAUGAGAUUGAAGAAAAUAAGGAAGCAAGUACUGCAACUAAAGCAUCUGAUAACUUCUAGGAAGCAGAAGGAGAAAUUUCAUUUCAGCAGAAGGAUAAAUCAUUGGUUUGUCAGAGAAGUUCUAAGCAUGGACCAUUUGUAUGCAGUCCUUGCCUUGGAUUUGCAUAUUCUGGUAUAACUGCAUUACUGUUCAUUGUGGAUAUUGUUAGAGUUCUUCAAAGCGUGUGAAAACUGUGCCAAAGUGGAUAAUCUGGCGAUUGAAGCAAAGUUGUGGAUUGUUAGUGCAUCCUCAAAUGUUUUAAAGUCCAAAUCAACAAUAUUUCAACUUUGUUCUUGCAGUAUACCUAGGUGUAAUCACGAGUCACGACCUAUUUCUAUGGCUUUCAAUAUAGAGAACUUCUAGGUGGAGAAAGCAUAUAAUUCUUUCUUGUUAUUGCACUGCCACAAGACUUCCCCUGUAUUAUGGAUUCUCUCCAGUUCUUGUCUUUCAUUUCCAAAGAAAGCAUGUAAUUCUUUCUUGUCAUCACACUACCAAAGGGCAUCAACUUCUGCUGCAUGUUGGAUUCUCUCCAACUCCCAUCUUCCACUUGCAGAAAGGAAAACUCUGUUGAUGCAUUAGGCAUGUUUGUCAAGUUGGAGAGGUUUUACUGCCUUUCCUUUUAUCAGGCUUUCCAAAGGGAUUCAUUUGUAGGAACUAGCUAAACAUCAAGAGGUUGACUAAUUUGUGCACUUCGCAAGUUGGCUUUGCAAAACUGCUGGCAUUUAAUCAUGAUAGUUAUCAUAGUAGUUUCCUGUGUCCGCAGGAUAGCAAAAUCGAACCAAACUUUGGUUUAUGUUUUUAAAGUUUUCUUCUAGCUGUUUUCAUGUGCAAAGACCAUAGUUACCAGUAAAUGAAGAAGAUAAAGAAGUGAUACGCAAAGCCAAAUUGGAGAAGUGAAUGGUCUCUGACUCUCUAGAAUAUCAAUAAGGCAAUGGGACUCUGGGAGGCAGACUGAAGCAAAUUGGGAGCGGGUUUCCACAUAACCAUGUCUAAGAGCUUAUGACAUCAAAAUCAGGGUGCUAUGGUUCCUGUUGCUGUGAAUGUUAUGCAUGUUGUUUGCCUGGUUCUUUUCUGAUUGAUUCUGGGUCAGAAUCUGGCCGUGUUGAAGCAACAUGAGAUCAGCAAUUGUUAUCCAGUGGAUCAUGCUAUUAUCACCAGCUACUUGCUGCUAGCAACUGCAUGAAACCAGCAACGAAGGUUUCCUUAUUCGCAGGUGGGAAAGCUCAUAAUUGUGUAUCAUUGCAAUCAAAUCUGACCACAUGGAUGAACUUGUCAUGGUUCAUUUCCUAAACCAGCUUUUUUAUCAUAUUUGUAAACAGAAGUGGUGGAGCUCUUUUAAGAAAAGUUUUAAGCUGUCCAUGUUUUGCAGUAUAGAAAUUGCAUGUGUAGGUCAGGUGUGGGUGAUCUGAACACAUUUUCUAGCGAACUGAUCUGUCAUUCAUCGACAUAUGUUUUCAUUUGAUUGAAACGGUUCUCGAGUGUGGGAUUGUUAA